Oppiella nova is the source of this 2908-nucleotide messenger RNA. The record is from the annotation of a GenBank genome assembly. Lineage: Eukaryota; Metazoa; Arthropoda; Arachnida; Sarcoptiformes; Oppiidae.
GAGCUCUACACAAUGACACUCAUCUCACGGCGCAGUCGUUUCCGGGCCGGCACGCGGUAUAAGCGGCGCGGAGUCGACGAGAAGGGAAAGUGCGCUAAUUAUGUGGAAACGGAGCAAAUCUUUCGAUUCGGGUCGCAUGUGGUGUCGUUUGUGGCCGUCCGCGGCUCGGUUCCCAUCUAUUGGUCGCAAAUCGGCCACAAAUACAGACCUCCGCCGCGCAUAGACCGCAACGAAGAGGAGACUCAGAUUGCGUUCAAUAAGCACUUCACGGAUGAGUUCGCUUUGUAUGAUAAUCAAGUGAUCGUGAGUUUGGUGGAGAAGACAGGGCGGGAGAAGAUCAUUAACGACGCGUACCUCAACCACGUACUCAACUUCGACAGCCCCGACAUCUCGUACGUCGCCUUUGACUUUCACGACUACUGCCGAGGGAUGCGCUUCGAGAACGUGUCGAUUCUCAUCGACUCGUUGAGAGACAUAAUCAAAGACAUGCGUUACUGUUGGACAGACAGUGAAGGCCUUAUAUGCGAGCAGAGGGGUGUGUUUCGGAUCAAUUGCAUCGACUGCUUGGACCGAACCAAUAUCGUCAUGACAGCCAUCGCCCGUACAGUAAUGGACACGCAGUUCGUGCGGUUAGGACUCCUGCCACCGGAGGGCCAGUUGUCGUCCAACUGUCGGCGCAUAUUUCAGAUGAUGUGGGCGAACAACGGCGACAUCAUUAGCCGCCAGUACGCGGGAACGGUAGCACUGAAGGGCGACUUCACCCGAACCGGCGAACGCCGUUUCACGGGAGUCAUGCGCGACGGCUAUCACUCGGCGAACCGCUAUUACCUGAACCGCUUCAAAGACGCCUACAGACAGGCGACCAUCGAUCUGAUGCAGGGCCUGACGGUCAGCGACGACCUCAGCAGCCCUGACGGGAGCGACACCUCUGUCGACGGGUCGACCAUCAGCUCGUUCUCCGAACAGGAAUACCACGAAAGGGUCAAAAUGGUGAUCGACGACUGCAAGAAGAUACUGAUCCCCGAGUAUGAGGUGAUAUUAGGCGGUUGGCCUCUCGUGGACGCCGACCCCGUGACCGGCUCCUCGUCGGUGGCCGACACCGAUAUGGACACAGUCCUAGUGCUGACCAAAGACUGCUAUUACGUCGCCGAAUACGACGACCAAACGGAUCGUAUCAUAAAAUACCAAAAAGUACUGUUAGAGGACUUGGAGAAGAUUGAGUUGGGGUCGGAGCCGAACCAGAUCUUCUCGAUGACUAAGAACAACCAGAGCUGUUGCAUACGGUUCCACUACUCCAUCGCCGGCCAGUCCGGCUAUUUCCAUAUGUUUCGCUCGACGAACACCCGCUUCUUCAACAACAUGGCGAUCCCCAUCCGCAACGUCGAUGAGGCCGUCGAGUCGUUGAAAGCCAUCUGCGAGUCGUUCAAAGUGGCGCUGAGUGUCAAAGAGCUGAACGUUCCCUUCUAUGAGGGAAAGCUGGACCGGCGUAAGAGUAAACUGAUUCACGCCAACAGGGAUUUGGCGCAAAACAAUCAACUGCUGAAAGUCGGGAACCAAAUGCCAAGGAAUAUAAGCGACGGUCAGCUGUUGAGCCUCAAGUCGGUCGGCUCGAGGGCUAUCACCGGCGUCUACAGUCAGUUCAGUCGACUGAAGGGCAAGUGGAACGCCGGAGAGAAGCCGCCGCCCAUACGCGAGCUGCCGGGCGGUGGGGGCGCCGGUGCCUACGACUCGCCAAAGAGCUGCUCGCCUUCCGUGUCGUUCAACGUUGAGAGCAGUUGUGAAGAGGACUCGGAAGAGGAGGAUUCGCUGCGAAAGUUGCAGAACAUACGCGUCCAGAAGCAAAACCUGCCCAUCAGUGGUCUACAUGCCAGCGCUGAGCGCACCUUCAGCUCCGACUACUCCGAGUGCAGUGAUAUCGACGACCAGGAGAUGAGCGACGCGCCCAUCGACGCCACGGAUGUGCCCACCGGUCGCGUAGACUCCGAUCGCGUGCUGGAGAGCUGCGGUAUUCUGGCGACGAGUCCGCACCGGUCGGACGCAUGCCUUCCCACCGACAGCGAAGGUAUGGUCAUAAAGGCGGGCAAUAAGUCGGUGUUCCAUGAAGUGGACGACUUUGUGUUGGACGCCAUGAAGAAGGCGUCCCUCAAACAGCUGCACCGGAAGGCGUCCCAGAGUUCCACUUCCCUGUCGUUCUCCGAACUCAAGGCCUACCCCUCGACACCACUCAUACAUAUCGACGACGGCAUAUCCAGUAGUGAGCCGUUUGUGGCGACGGGAGGAGGCGUUGACACGUUUGCCACGAAGAAUAAGAAGUCGCUCUCGAAGUCGUCCGAAGAGCUCAUGGACUCGAAUCGAUGUACGAAACUAGAGGGCAGUCAGCCGUCGUUCCGGACGGCCGAGUCGUACGCGUCGCUCAGUAAGAAUGAGGAGUUUUCCAUCACAAGUAAGGACUCGUCCCUCACAUCCGAUUCACUCAAUGUGUACAAUAAGAUGAAGACCUCUCACAGCGAAACCGCUAUUCAAGACUUCUCGGGCGGUCUGUCCCUAAACCUACCGAACCCGGCCCUCAACGUCAAGAAAGACUUAGUACUGUCCCCUCUCUCUCGUAUCGCCAAAGGUGUGCAACACUUGAGCAGUAAUCUAAGGACCGGUUUAAUUGCCGGCGCGGAGCACGCGAUGUCACCCAUGGAUACAGAAGCGCACCAAUUGCUGCAAAAGCGUAAAUCAUUAUCCAAGUCUAGGUUUAUAGAGUUAUAGGACACAUAUUCUGUGAUAUAUUAGUUCAUAAACAUUACAAAUGGCAUUAAUAGCUUUAAUUUAGGCAAUAGUUUUGAAUGAAUGUGUCAAAGCAAUCAAUGAAUUGAUACUUACCAUACCAAAUAAUAUUUAUGCUUUCAACACACAUACG